AUGGGCCGACCUGAGUAUGUAUCCGGCGAGAAGGAGCGAGAUGGCGAUGCAGUAACGGCGCGCGGAGAGAGCCGUGAGGAGGACGAGGAGAGAAGACCCCAGGAGGAAGGGGCGGAGGGGGGAGGGACAGCGGAGGAGGAAGGGGCGGAGGAGGAAGGGGCGGAGGGGGGAGGGACAGUACAGGAAGGGGGUUCAGGGGACGAGGAGAGUAAUGACGAGUUGGGGCAUGAACGGACGGCUGCGAUUGAAGUCAAGGUUGUAAAGGGAGAAAUGGCGGGACAAGACAAUCACGAUGAUGACGAUAGCGAUUCGGACGAUGCGCCCAAGGAGUUCACUCUGUCACAAGUGCGCGCCCACCGUCACAGCUUGGCAGCGAAGGGAGAGGAGGGGGAGGGAGGGGAAGAGGGAGACAGUGAGGAGCGGCGGAACAAGGAGGUGGGGGGGGAGGCGAAGCGCAGGCGCGAGCUAGAGGGGCGCGCGGAGAGGCGCACGCGGCAGAAGGGGGCGGCGGAAGGGGCAGACGAGGCGGCGGGCUCUUUGGUAACUGCAGAAGCAAGGGACGGUGCUCGAGAGGGGUCGGAUGGGGAGGAGGCGAGGGCCGGCGAUGGCGAGGGGGAGGGAGGGGCGCUGGGGAAGGGCGCGGUGGAGGGGGGUGACUUUCUUCUCGCUGACGUGAUUGCUGCCGUCACACUGCGCCAGCACCCCAGGUCCGACGGGGCCAUAGUGAUCCAGGCGGGAGCGCCGGCCCCAGAGGGCGAGGAGGAAGCGCGGGCCAUCAUGCGCGCCACGCUGAGCUUUCGGCUCAGGGUGAUGUUUAGGCGGCGGCAGCGGUCGGUGGCGGCUCUGGGGUUUGUGGACCCCAAGGCGCUCAAGGUGGCAGGGCAGUGGUGCGCCCACAAGCACCUCGUGGCCGAAGGUGCUGGCACGUAG
Molecule: messenger RNA, 930 nt
Organism: Closterium sp. NIES-65
Lineage: Eukaryota; Viridiplantae; Streptophyta; Zygnematophyceae; Desmidiales; Closteriaceae
Source: the annotation of a GenBank genome assembly